Molecule: messenger RNA, 799 nt
Organism: Chrysemys picta bellii (western painted turtle)
Lineage: Eukaryota; Metazoa; Chordata; Testudines; Emydidae
Gene: GNG13
Product: G protein subunit gamma 13
Biological process (GO): phospholipase C-activating G protein-coupled receptor signaling pathway; sensory perception of taste
Cellular component (GO): heterotrimeric G-protein complex
Molecular function (GO): G-protein beta-subunit binding
Source: RefSeq, a predicted model, not a curated record
CAUUAGCUGUUACUGUCAGUGGAGAAAAGCCUGGUCAAGAACUAAUGAGCCAUCAGCAUCAGCCCCCGUUAUCCCGCCCAGAGGGCAUUGGCGUGAUCAGCCCGGGCGCCAGGGACACAGGCUCGCUCGCGUUCAGCUUAGCUCGGUACCAAAGCGUUAGCCAGCCAAAUCCUCCGGGGUGGGGUGGGGGAAAGACGUUCUCAUUAUCCCGCUCGGCGCUGUGGCGGAGGCAGCUGGCCUGGCUGUCCAUUAAUAGAUUACACGGAGGAUUUGAGAUUGUUAACAGGGAAGAGCGCUUUAGCUGGAUCCAUGCUGGUAAAAGGCCACUGAGGCGCGCCCCACAGCGGAGGACGCAUCCUUUAGGAGGGACCUGUACUUCUCCCCCUCCCGGUUACACAUUUUCGGACAAGCCCAGGUUGCUUCCCCAUUAAGAAGGACGUUCGCUAAGACCUGCCACCAUGGAUGAAUGGGACCUUCCACAGUGGAAGAAGGAAGUAGACAGCCUGAAAUACCAACUGGCUUACAAGAGGGAAAUGUCUUCUAAAACAAUACCUGAGUUGAUGAAGUGGAUAGAAGACAGCAUUCCAGAAGACCCAUUUCUGAAUCCAGAGCUGAUGAAAAGCAACCCUUGGGUGGAAAAAGGAAAAUGUACCAUACUCUAAAUGCCCCUAAAUCCAACUUCACUCCCAAGCGGCCGUGGCUGACAAAAUGGCUUCCUCCUGAGAUAUUCAAUUUUGCAUUAACUCUGAAUGUACAUUUUUUUAUUAGUUUCCUAAUAUGACUAACUGUACAAACACUA